Molecule: messenger RNA, 1923 nt
Organism: Aspergillus terreus NIH2624
Lineage: Eukaryota; Fungi; Ascomycota; Eurotiomycetes; Eurotiales; Aspergillaceae
Product: cholinesterase
Exons: 5
Coding region: 1-1923 (640 amino acids)
Source: RefSeq, a predicted model, not a curated record
AUGAAUACCUAUAUGUUACUCGUGGCAACAGUCCUCGCCGUCUUCCCUUGGACUCAUGGUGCCGCCCCUGCUCCGACUGUCACUAUAGCCUCGCCUGCGGCUACGAUAAUCGGAUUAGCUGGCGAGGUCGAAAAAUUCCCAGGCAUCCCCUUCGCUAAGCCUCCGCUUGGAAAUCUCCGCUUCAAGCCCCCGGUGCCCUUAACCGAGCCUUAUGGGGUAUACGAGGCUACAAAGAACAGAAACAUUUGCCCCCAGUUCAUCGCCAGCACGACGGAUGGAAAUUCCCUUCUCCCUCAGUUCGUCGCCACUCUGAUCAAUAGCCCCAUAUUCCAGAAGCCGGUUCUCGCAGCCAGCGAAGACUGUCUUUACCUCAAUAUUCAUCGACCAGUGGCCGCCAAAGAGGGUGACGAUCUUCCUGUCCUUUUCUAUAUCUAUGGUGGUGGUUUCCAACUCGGUUGGAAUUCGAUGUACGAUGGAACACCAUGGGUAAAGAAGUCUGUUGAGCUAGGCAAACCGAUGAUUGUGGUGACCGUCGCCUAUAGAAUAGGAGGAUUUGGGUUCCUUCCUGGUCGAGAAAUCCAAGAGGAAGGAUCGUCCAACGCGGGGCUUCUAGAUCAACGCCUGGGCCUGCAGUGGGUUGCAGACAAUAUUCGGGCGUUUGGAGGGGAUCCUGCAAAAGUCACAAUUUGGGGGGAAUCUGCUGGGGCCUGGUCUGUCUUUGACCAAAUGGCCCUAUAUUGGGGCAAUAAUACCCAUAACGGAGAAGCCUUGUUCCGCGGAGCCAUUAUGAAUUCAGGUUCAUUCCUAGCAGCCGACGCAAUAGACUGUCCGAAAGCUCAGGGGAUCUACGACAAGGUUUGUUUCGCCUACCCCAGCGAAUAUCAGGUGAAGUUAAUCAGACUACAGGUGGUCGACAGUGCGGGUUGCUCGGCGGCGGUAGAUACGCUGCAGUGCCUUCGCAGCCUUGACUAUACCACUCUUCUCGAUGCCACGAGCUCCGUUCCAGCGAUGCUAGGCUACCAAUCCCUUGCGCUUUCCUACCUCCCUCGUCCUGACGGAGUCGUGCUGGCAGAAUCGCCAGAUCAGUUAGCUUUGAUGAACAAGGUCGCCAAUGUCCCUUACAUUGCUGGUAGCCAAGAGGAUGAAGGGACGCUCUUUGCGCUUUUCCAGUCCAAUAUUACUACGGAGAAACUGCUUGUGGACUACCUAGGCGACGUCUUCUUUCCAAACAGUUCUCAGCAAGUCCUCCAGGAUUUCGUCUCACUGUAUGCCAAUAUUAGCGAGGAUGGCGCCCCUUUUCGCACCGGGAAAUUGUGGAACAUCUACCCUGAGUUCAAACGAUUGGCCGCUGUCAUCGGGGACCAUGAGUUCUCUCUCAGCCGGCGCAUCUUUCUGGAGGCAUCGGAGUCAAUGAGCCCAGAUGUCUCAACCUGGUCAUAUAUGAGUUCUUAUGACCACGGAACACCGGUCCUGGGUACCUUCCACGGGAGCGAUCUUCUCCAAGUCUUUUUCGGCAUCCUACCAAAUUAUGCUUCGGACGCGUUCCACGCGUACUAUAUCUCGUUUGUCAAUUCAUUGGAUCCAAAUGACGGUAACGAUGGUAAAUAUGGUUACUGGCCGCAGUGGGGUGAUAGUCACCAACUGCUUAAUAUGUACGCUGAUCACUCAGAGUUGAUUCCUGACGACUUCCGCCGCGAGGCUGCAGCGUUUCUCAAGGACAAUAUUCGGGAUUUCCGACUAAGGAAAUGGCAGCAGGGAGCUCAUCUCUACCAACACAUUGGAUGGUUCAAGGAGAUCUCCCACAUAUUGCGGAUUAUUGACCAGCCGACCCUGAUGAAGAGGUCCGGUGGAAUGGAUCUAGUACAAGUGGUUAUGCUUGUCCCUAGUGAAUCUGUGUCCAAUGAUGUGGAGCUCACAUACUGA